This is a messenger RNA of Zingiber officinale, 499 nucleotides long. RefSeq lists its product as uncharacterized. NCBI's taxonomy places the organism in Eukaryota, Viridiplantae, Streptophyta, Magnoliopsida, Zingiberales, Zingiberaceae. The transcript has a single exon. The record is from RefSeq and is a predicted model, not a curated record. The coding region runs from base 35 to 277 and encodes 80 amino acids.
UGUAUUUAUCAGCGUUCCGCAGCCGAAUCAGGGUAUGGCGACGGAGGAGAAUUCCGGAGAGAUGGGGACGACCUACGAGCGGCUUGGAGGGAUCGCGAGCUGGGUCGGGGCCAGCGUCGUGUCCGCCUUCUUCGCCUCCCUUGAGCGCUGCUCUUGCAUCAACCUCAGCACCACCGAGGACGACUCCGACGAGCUCGAGGAGGCGAAGGAACGCCCCCUCGUGCUUACCAAGCCCGUUCUCCACGACGACGAGGAUCCCAAACCCUCCCUACUCUGAUCUGCCUCCACGAUCUGUGCCCAUCUUCAUGCCGUGAGUACCCCUAAAUCCUUCAAAUCGAUCGGUUCCUGUAAGAGUUAGUCUCCAUGCUUUUCUGCUAUCUUACAUUUUGGUUCCAUGUUCCGAUGUGUGGAUCUCUAUUUGCCCUAAAAUCUUGAUCUUUUGAACCUGACGAUCAUCGAAAUAUUACAUUUGCUAUGAAAGAAACCCUCUAUGCUUUAA